UGUAACUGUUGUCAUUUCCUCGUUUUGAUGCUUGUUGUUCAGCGGGGUAAAACCGACAAAAUACGAGCUGAGAUUAAAUAUUUAUAUUGUCACUGCCAGUUAAGAUAUUUGAAUAGGCAAAAUGCCCCCGAAGAAAAGGAAAAACGACCAAGACAACACAAAAGAUGGUUCUAAAAAGAGGAAAUUGCCAGAUACUUUGUCUCCAGUGCCUGAUGAAAGUUCUCAAUUCUUUAAAGGCAUCAGUGUAUUUAUAUUACCAGCAAGUAUAGAAAAAGCAAGGAUGCAAAUAUUUAGGAACAAUGUAGAAAAAUAUGGGGGUGUCAUUGACAAAGAGAUGACGACAACGACCAGCUACCUCGUGGUUGAUGAUAAAAUGGAGCCAGAAAGACUAUGUAAGCUUCUCAAACUUGAAAAAGCCCCGUCAGCCACUGUUGUCAAAACUUCAUGGUUAAGUGGUUGUUUUCGGAGUAAAACGAAAAUUGAAUCUGAAGAUCACAAAUUAGAUAUAUCAUGUCUUUUUAGGAAAGAUGAAUCCCCAAACAAUUCUGACACAGAAGAAAAAACAUACACAAAUAAGUCGGAAGAAAAAGGCGAAACUUCGGCAAAACCAGAAUAUGCAAAAGCAGGAGUUAUGUUCAAUGCAUUUAGGAAAGCGAAGAAUGAGGACCAGUUAUCAGAUGCGGAUAGUGACUAUGUGGCAAGUGAUGGCGAAGAAGAGAGUGAUAUGGUUGGUCAUAUUAGCCUGUUUUCAGACAGUGGAGUUACCUCAGCCAGCACCAGCUCCGCUGAUACAACACCAAAUACGUCUCCCAUGAAGCAACUGCCAGUUGACAAGUGGAUUUGUGCUCAGUCAUCAAAAAACCCAAAGCCAAAUCUGAAUAAACAUAUUACAGACAAAUUGGAGGAAAUGGUGAAGAACUAUGAGAGCACAAAUGACAAGUGGAGAGCAUUUGGUUAUCAGAAAGCGAUACAGGCUUUGAGACGACACCCCAAACAGAUCACAACGUGGGAGGAGGCGCGGGCGCUGACCGGUGUGGGGGCCAAGCUGGCGGACAAGGUAUGGGAGAUCGUCGAGAGCGGGGGCCUGCGUAAACUGGAAGAGUUCAAGUCCAACGAGGAGCUGCAGAUACUCAACAUGUUCACAGACCUGUGGGGCGCCGGACCUCACACAGCCAGGGUCUGGUACCAACAGGGUUUUCGAAGCCUGGAGGACUUGCGCACCAAGGCCAACCUGACCCACCAACAGAAGGUGGGGCUCCGUCUCUAUGACGACCUGCUGGACCGCAUGCCGCGGGAGGAGGCGGGGGAGAUAGAGCAAGUGGUGAGAAAAGCAGCCGAGUCCAUCCAGCCUGGCAUCAUAGCUCAAGCAUGUGGGUCGUACCGACGGGGCAAGGUGACGUGUGGCGACGUGGAUAUCCUCGUCACCCACCCAGAUGGGAAAUCACACCAGGGAGUGUACGGGAAACUCAUCGCCAAACUCAAGGAGGAAAAGUUCCUCACAGACGACCUUGUGUCAGCAGAGGAUAAUGGCAACCAGAAGAAAUACCUGGGUGUGUGUAGACUCCCUGGGGAGAAUAGAAAGCAUCGACGGCUGGACAUCAUUGUCGUGCCGUAUGACGAGUAUGGCUGUGCCCUUGUCUACUUCACUGGCUCCGCCCACUUUAACCGCUCCCUGCGCCAUCUGUGUAAGAAGAUGCACAUGUCCCUCAACGAACACGCCCUUAAGACUGGGGUGGUCCGGAAGGGAGGGGAGAAGAUCUGUGAGGGCACAACAAUCCCUACCCCCACGGAGGAGUCUGUGUUCAAGGUCCUGGGGGUGCCUGUCCGACCCCCAGAAGAGAGAGACCACUAGCACACCCUGACACAUCUUGCAGUGUAUCAGUUACAGCACUGAAACUGGAUAUAGGCAGGGUUUGUAUUGAAAGAAGCUGUUGUAUUCUGUCUGCAUGCAAGAAUUGAAAAGAAUUUCAUUGAACAUAUUUGUGAAUAAUGUAUAAUAAAUAAGUGCAAUGUAAUGAAUUUGAUCAUUUGAUUACUGGUAGCCAUCUUAAUAAUAAGGAUACCUCAUGUCCAGAAAUUAUGAAGUAGGUUGUGUGACCUUGGACCUCACUGAACGUAUAUCCACUGGAUAUUGCACACAAGUUUUCGGACACAAUGGAGAUUUAUGGUCCACCGAGGUUUGUGAUUGUGAAUGGCUGUAUUUUAAAAAUGAUUUAUUAAAAAACAAAAUAUUGGAAAGGUUUUAUUGAAAAUUUUAUCACCCUUGCAAAAAUGGUUGUUUAGAAUAUUUCUACAUAUGCUAACUUAUAACUGUAUUUAUGAAAACAAUGUAUUGAUAAGAAGAUGGUCAUGUAUAAUUACCGAAAAUCUCUUGAAAAGAUAUAUUUGUUUUAUAUAUUUUUUCAUUUUAAUGGAUAAUAUACUGUAGUGUAUAAUUUUGAAUCGCAAAAUUCAUUUAUUUAUUUUUUCAACAGUUUAAAUGAAUGUAAAACUGGAAAACAUUUAUAAUAAAAAAAUGAAAAAAGCCUUCACUUGUAAAAUAGCUAUUGCAUUAUUUGUCAUUUAAAUGUCGACCUGUAUGUAUUUUGUAAUUUAUUUUCAAUUCAUUUCUAUUAUGAUUUUCUGUGUUUGAACUAUAGAGGUGUAUACAAACUCAGUGAUUUAGUUUUGUCAUGCUUUCUUGCAUAGUCAUUGGUAUAUGUUUUUGAAUUGUUAAUAUAUUUAGUAUGAUAAUUAUAAAUAUGACACAUAAACUAGUCCGAUAACUUACAGGGUGGACACAAACUUGAUGGGUAAUAGGAACUAUCAUACAUUUGGAACUUCACAAUCCUACUACAUGCACGUUUAUAUGUGUUUUGUAGGAAAUACGGUUAUGAUCAAGAUCAUGAUUUUGUAGAACAGCUGUAAGGGCUGACCUGAUUAGAAAAUGUGUGAUAAUUUUAACAUUUUCAGUUACCUGUAUAUGUUUUUUAGCUUCACGUAAUGUGAUAUGUUUUACUUCAAGCUGUUGUCAAGAUAGGAGUUGAUUGACAGGAACCUAAAUGAAAUUUAUAUUAGUCCUUUUCUUUAAAACAUUAUAUUUCAAAGUAUCCUGUGAUGUUUGUAAUUUUGAGAGCAUGAGAAACACUUCUGUGGUUCAAGGCAGCAAAUCAUGUUUGCGCAUUAUUUCUGGUAACCAUGGUAACCUCACAGACUCAUUAUUAUUUCAGUUGUGACCCUGAUUUUUUAUAUGUAAUGAGUUGUCCAGAUAGCUCAUAAAAACUGUGUUUUGUGGAUUUGUGUUUAUUUGGAAUGACCCAUCUUAGUGAGGCAAGAGGAAUUAUGGAGUUAUAUUUUGGCUGGACUAACAAGUCUGUGCAUAGUCCCUUGAAAAUCGCGUAACGAAAUCAACAUCCAGUUUGUAAACUGCAGUGCAGAUUUCGGUCGACUGCAGGAUUUGCAAAGCAUGUCUACCGUCAACUUAGAAUCAACAGAUACUUUCCAAAUCUUUUCAUGUUUUUGAUUAAGGUUCUCAUGUGGUUUAAUGCAUUACGCUAAGUAAGGCCCGUUUUCAAUCUUAUUAAAAUCAGAUCUUAGUUCUUGCUACCACUAAACAAAGAUCUGAAGACAUCCCAUUAAGGGUCACAUCAGAACGACCUUUCAUCCGACCAAUCAGUGCAUCGCUUACCUGAUUUA
This is a messenger RNA of Haliotis rufescens (red abalone), 3675 nucleotides long. RefSeq names its product DNA polymerase lambda-like. Gene Ontology annotation, molecular function: DNA-directed DNA polymerase activity; DNA binding. The coding region runs from base 122 to 1852 and encodes 576 amino acids. Gene Ontology annotation, cellular component: nucleus. Lineage: Eukaryota; Metazoa; Mollusca; Gastropoda; Lepetellida; Haliotidae. The transcript is spliced from 9 exons. The record is from RefSeq and is a predicted model, not a curated record. Gene Ontology annotation, biological process: double-strand break repair via nonhomologous end joining.